UGGUCCAGCCGACUGCUGUCUAGUGGCAGUGGCAGUGGCAGUGGCAGCUCUGCGCCCAGCUCCGCAUCAGUGAACAGCAAUAACAAUGCGGUGAAUCGCACCAGAACACGGCCGCGACCACCGAACGACUAUCUCGAUCCGCCGACACUGAACCCGGAACGACUUGCUGCAAGUCCGACCCCGACCAAGCCACGUGCGAAUGGCACACGACAGCAUGCGCAUAGCCGCUCGAUCAGUCAUCCACUGCCCAAGAUCUUCGGGCGCAAGAAGAGCACAAAUUUCAACGAUGCAGAUGUUGCUUGGGACGAUGGGCUGGUGCCAGUGCUGGACGAUGGACCAGCGCAGAGUGCGCCGACGAGCCUGCUUUCGGGCAGAAAGGGAAAGCAAGAUGACGACAGCAAGGCAGCGAGGAGAUGCAUGUGCUGUGACAACAAGGUCAAUGUGCCAAGAGACCUGAGCACAUUUAGGUGUAUAGCAUGCUUGACCGUCAAUGACCUCAAGCCAGUCGAAGAGCACGAGCAGGGGGGCAAGGAUAGGCCGCAGGUGAAGAGGGCCGACACAUAUCCAGGACAUGCCCACCAUGCCGGCAAGCUGCCUAUAUCCGUCGAGCGAACGCGUGCCAUCAUCGACAAAUGCAUCGUCACCUAUCUGGAGUCAAGAUGUCGAAAGCCUGACGAGCCUGCAUCACGGACCCCCCCUACGCCUCAGGAGGAUGUCUUCGGUCCUGAUCAGUUGCCAGCGGCGAUGGGUGCCAUCGACCUCGAAACAGCACCUGCAGCGAAAGAGCCGACAGAAGACGCCAUCUCGACUUCUCGGCCGGAUGCGCCCAAGGCAGGGGCCGCUACACUUGCGCCGAGUGCAGCUAUACGCGAGCACACAGACUUCAGCCCAUUCAGCGGCACUCGCCUUGACACUCCGCUCGUCACUGGCACCUUAGCAGGAGAUGAGCCUAUCCCUCCACCUUCUGUCUCUCGAAAGCCACGCCGUCGCUACGACCGUGUUAAGACCAUCUUCAGGCCACUCGAAGACUACAUGUCUGCAAAUUAUGGCAACUUUCAGUGUCUGAACUCGUCAUUCAGCACAGUGAGGCCUGCCAUGAAGGUGCGAGCGCGUAGUGCUGGCGACAUUGCGACGCCUCCACCUGAACCCGCUGCGGACGUGAAGCCGAGUCCUGUGGAUGGCCUAUCUGAGUUGGAUGCAAAGACCCUUCUGCUUGGUGACAUCGUUGAGAACGGGACCUGGUGGACUGGCAAAUUGGAUCGGCCUGACAAAGCUAUUCGUCGCAAAAAGGUCGGCGAAGGGCCACGGCGUGCGGUCGCAUCAAAAUCCCCAAACAUCAAUUGGCGCGAAGUGAACUCCUGGUAUGAGCUAAUUCACAGCGCCGGAGAAGACUGGACGUCGAAGAUUGAGUCAAUGAAACCUGACGAAGCUGGCUUUGUCAAAGAUGACAUCCUAGGUGAUGCCAAUGCUGACAUGAUUGACGACGAUAUUGCUGAAGCUAGAGAGCACGCCAUCCGGGCGCUACUGAAGAUUACUGAGAAUCUAUUGAAACGACCCACCAGACCAUUGAAGGAACCAGAUGACUUGCGAUGGCUUCUGAUCAUACUCAUGAACCCAUCUUUGUACCCAUCGACGAAACCGAAAAGGACGAAAUCCGGCAGGAACACAAUUCCCGGGCAAUUUACCGCGGGACAGCAAAAUGGGAGCGUGCAGGCCAGCCCUAAACCUACAACCGGGAAGUCACCUGGCCAUGUUGGAAGUCAGCACAAUGGCCUUCUAAAGCGAAUAUUUGGUCUCCUUUCCGGCACUCCAGAAAACUGUCACUGGUAUCUUGCGGGCUGGUUCUCGCGAUACGAUGAAGAUCACUUUGUGAAGACUGUCGAUCUUGUUGCCAGCUUCGUCACUCAUCGUAUCGACCGCCGAAACGGUAAGCCUCGUAGAAUGAGUGCUGUCGUUGACGGCGGCUUGAUUCCGGAUCUCACAGGUGGUGCAAUGAACACCUCUGCUCAACUGCACGCUGCCAUGGGCUUGAGCGGAUCGGUCAAGAAAAGCAAAGAUGACACGAGCGGAGAGCCUGAAUGGACGGACGACUGGCAGACCAAGGUCGCGGCCAGCGUCAUGUCGAUGUUGUUCACUGCCAACAACAUCUGGCAGGGAAAGCGUCGUCAAACCGACGAGACUCGAGUCGACUCACUUGUAGCUGGUAGCAGUGUCUCACCUUUUGCCAAGGCCAGGAGAAGCGGCCAACUCUUGCACACUUCGAGUUUCUACAACACUCUACUGGACUACCACGAUAUGAUCGCGGACUUUCGGGUUUGGGAAACUCGACGAGAGAAGUUCGCUUUCUGCAAGUAUCCUAUUUUCAUCUCCAUAGGCACCAAGAUCAAGAUUCUGGAGCACGACGCAAGACGACAAAUGGAAGUCAAAGCCCGCGAGGCGUAUUUUGACCAGGUUCUCCACAAUCGAACGAUCGAUGGCCACUUUCACCUCCGUGUCCGCCGUGAAUGUAUGGUUGAUGACAGUCUUCGCCAGAUCAGUGAAGCUGUCGGGUCAGGACAGGAGGAGUUGAAGAAAGGGCUGCGUGUGCAUUUCACCGACGAGGAGGGUGUCGAUGCUGGCGGGCCGAGGAAAGAGUGGUUCCUCAUGCUCGUGCGCGACAUUUUCGAUCCAAACCAUGGCAUGUUCGUGUACGACGAUGAAUCGAACACCUGCUACUUCAAUCCAAACUCUUUCGAGACUUCGGACCAAUACUUCCUCGUCGGUGCCCUCCUCGGUCUGGCAAUCUACAACAGCACGAUCUUGGAUGUCGCGCUGCCUCCAUUUGCCUUCCGAAAACUGCUCGCUGCUGCCCCGUCGUCCGUCACGUCUGCUGCCAACACCAAUGUAUCAUCUUUAACAGGCACCAAAGGUCAGAUGACAUAUACGCUCAACGAUCUUGCAGAGUUUCGUCCUUCGCUGGCAGCCGGUCUGCAAAAGCUGCUCGACUUCGAUGGCGAUGUGGAAGCAACAUACUGUCGCGACUUUGUUGCUUCGGUUGAGCGAUAUGGUGUCACCACCGAUGUACCUCUGAAAGCGAACGGCACCAAUAUACCAGUCACAAACGCGAACCGGCACGAAUUCGUCGAUGCGUACGUGCGAUACAUGCUCGACACUGCAGUGGUGCGACAAUUCGAGCCUUUCAAGCGCGGUUUCUUUCAAGUCUGCCAGGGCAACGCAUUGUCGCUGUUUCGAGCCGAAGAAAUCGAACUGCUCAUCCGCGGCUCUGACGAAAGUCUGGACGUAGACUCUCUCCGAGCUGUUGCGCAAUACGAGAAUUGGCGCCAUUUCCAGCCUCCUCACCAGGCCAUUCAAAAGCCUGCGGAAUCUGUACCUGUCAUCACUUGGUUUUGGGAGCUUUUCGCCGAAGCCUCUCCUGAGAAGCAAAGGAAGCUACUAACCUUCAUCACCGGCACUGAUCGCAUCCCUGCCGUUGGCGCAACAAGUCUAAUUUUGAGAAUCCAAGCUGGCGGCGAUGGAUGGGGCGGUGGUGGCCUGGACGAAAGAAGCAGAUUUCCAGUUGCGAGAACUUGUUUCAACAUGUUGGUACUCUGGCGGUAUGAUUAUCGUGAGCAGCUUGAGGAGAAGCUCUGGAGAGCUGUUUAUGAGAGUGAAGGCUUUGGACUGAAGUAA
This is a messenger RNA of Pseudocercospora fijiensis CIRAD86, 3669 nucleotides long. RefSeq lists its product as uncharacterized. The record is from RefSeq and is a predicted model, not a curated record. Gene Ontology annotation, molecular function: ubiquitin protein ligase activity. The transcript has 2 exons. The annotation marks the transcript as partial. Lineage: Eukaryota; Fungi; Ascomycota; Dothideomycetes; Mycosphaerellales; Mycosphaerellaceae. Gene Ontology annotation, biological process: protein polyubiquitination.